Messenger RNA from Protopterus annectens (West African lungfish), 5733 nucleotides. It is a transcript of the gene LHX4, whose product is annotated as LIM homeobox 4. Gene Ontology annotation, biological process: neuron differentiation; regulation of transcription by RNA polymerase II. Lineage: Eukaryota; Metazoa; Chordata; Ceratodontiformes; Protopteridae. Gene Ontology annotation, molecular function: RNA polymerase II transcription regulatory region sequence-specific DNA binding; DNA-binding transcription factor activity, RNA polymerase II-specific. The record is from RefSeq and is a predicted model, not a curated record. Bases 261 to 1436 code for a protein of 391 amino acids. Gene Ontology annotation, cellular component: nucleus. The transcript has 6 exons.
ACUUUAAACCAAGAAUCGGAACCUGAAGUAAAAGUAGCCGGAGGAGGAAGACAAGGAGCUUUAGUCUGAAGAGCAGGCCUUCAAGGGAUAUAAUACUUCAAGAAGGACGGGCACUAUUAGUGCCUAUCUAAACGACCAGUGGGCAAUACCUGCUGUUUCUCUUAUUUAUUUCUACUGACAACAUUGCAGUAUUUAAAAGAUUUUCCUUGAGCCGUACAUUGACCUGUCAUCUGGGAUUGUGUGUCUGAGGGGGUCAAAGAAUGAUGCAAAGCGCAGCACUGGGGACUGAAGGCUCUGCUACUAAGGGGCUUACAGAGAUUCUUGGCGUGCCAUUGCAACAAAUUCCACAGUGUGCAAGCUGCAAUCAACACAUCCUGGAUAAGUUUAUCUUGAAGGUACUGGACAGGCAUUGGCACAGUGGUUGUCUAAAAUGUGCUGAUUGCCAGGGCCAACUAGCUGAAAGGUGUUUCUCUCGGGCUGGUAGUGUCUACUGUAAAGAAGACUUCUUCAAGCGAUUUGGUACCAAAUGUACGGCAUGUCAGCAGGGCAUCCCCCCAACCCAGGUGGUCCGAAAAGCACAGGACUUUGUUUAUCAUCUGCACUGCUUUGCAUGUAUCAUCUGUAGCCGCCAGCUUGCCACAGGGGAUGAGUUUUACCUCAUGGAGGAUGGGAGAUUGGUUUGUAAAGAGGACUAUGAAACAGCAAAGCAGAACGAUGAUUCAGAGGCUGGUGCCAAAAGGCCACGGACCACUAUUACUGCCAAACAGCUGGAGACUCUGAAGAAUGCAUAUAAAAAUUCUCCUAAACCAGCAAGGCAUGUGAGAGAACAGCUAUCUUCAGAGACAGGGCUAGAUAUGAGAGUGGUACAGGUAUGGUUUCAGAACAGACGUGCCAAGGAAAAACGGCUGAAGAAGGAUGCAGGAAGGCACCGUUGGGGACAGUUUUAUAAGACUGUGAAGAGGAGUAGAAGUGGAAGCAAACAUGAAAAAGAAAGUUCAGCUGAGGACGGAGCACUCAGUGACAGCGAGCUGAGUUUCCAUGAAGACCAGAUUCUUUCAGAACUUGGCCACGCUAAUGGGAUUUACAGCAGCAUGGGAGAUGUUUCUUCUGGAAACUUGGUGAAUGGAAGCUUUUCUAUGGAGACAACAGGACAAUCACUCCAUGAGCUAAGGGGUGGCAGCCCUUAUGGAAUUCCACAAUCCCCCUCGUCUAUUUCAUCCUUGCCAUCCCACACUACAGUCCUUAACGGCAUUAAUUACUCCUUGGAUGGCAGUUUGAAUAUUCUAGCACAUGGUGGACAAGGAAUAAGUCAAACUCUUCGUGCCAUGGGAGGUGGGCCUAAUUCUGAUAUAUCAACAGGAAGCAGUGUAGGUUACCCUGACUUUCCAACAAGCCCUGCAUCUUGGCUUGACGAAAUGGACCAUUCACAAUUUUAAAUGCAUACUUUUGUUUCUGAAUUUAUUUCAUUUGCUUGAAAAUUAAAUAGAAGCAUCAAAAAGACAUUGCAUUCUUAAUGGACAUGCAUUAUUUCUAUCUGAAAAUGACUGAAAGUUCCAUUAUUUUCAAUGGAAAAUUUCCUGUGACUUGUGGAAGUAUGAAAGACAGUAAUCUGUUGUUUUUUGUUAUUUGCAUACUUGAUGGAGUGGGUAUGAAAGACAGGGAUCGUACUACAGCAUAUCGCUGUACAGGCACUAUGCACAGCAUACAGUAGGCAUCCAUGACACUGCUAAAGGACAAUUCCUUCUCUCCUUCUGCUUGUACUGUUUAUUUUGGCAUAACAUUAUGCUUCUAAUAUUUCACUCCUGAAGUAAUUUUGCAGCAGAAAAAUAAGAGGAUAGUGAUCAGGUUCACAGUAGGUUAACUUUUCCCUGCCUAAAGGCUGUCCACAGUUAGCUAGAAUAAAGGAUUUGAAACAACUUCCAAGGUUUAUAUGUUAUAUACAUGGUGGCACACACAGGUUUAUAUGUUAUAUACAUGGUGGCACACGUUCUAAAUUGAACUUGUUCAGUAGACUCAUGAAAGGAAUGUCAUACUGAACCACAGAGAGCACAAUUUCUAUCUUUAUCCUUUACUCUUUUAAGAAUCAAAAUGAUUUCAUCAUAUUAUUAAUGAUGGCAUUCUAGCUAGGUACAAUUGGAUAAUAAUUUUUCCAGACCAGUUUUACAUUUUGUCCACAUUUAUAAAGUCAACUUCUAAAAACUUGCAUUACAUCUGGUAAUGAGUACAUAUAUAUUUUCCAGAUAAAAUAAUAGAUUCCGAGAGGUUUACUUUUUCUUAAUCUAAUUUCAGUUUCCCUAUAUCAUUGCAAGACUUUUAUUGUAAGUGAAAACUGACUUCGUUUAAGCAGAUUCUGGUAAACAUCAGUAAAAAUACUAAGAUGAUGCAGCUAAGUGUAUCUUGGCAAAACUGGCAUUACAGUUCAAAUAUUUGCUAUCCUUUGGUCCUCUGAGGUCUUGAAAAUUAGAUAUAUUUUUGUGGAAAUAGAAAGAUCUGAAAUUACAAUAAUCAACAAACAAUAUAUAAUAACUAUCCAUGCAACGAUAAUGUUUAUCAAACAGGACUGUAGUUUUGAAGUGGCCUGAACAAAGAAGUGUCCCUCAAAGUUAAUAAUAAAUCUUUUUUUCAAUGGAAAGAGUCUGCAUUUUCCUUCAACAUCCAGGAGACAUUCCAGUUAGUAAAUCGGUGAACAUAAUUUGUCCAUAAAUGUGUGUGUGUGUGCGUGUGUGUGUGUGUGUGUGUGUGUGUGUGUGUGUGUGUGUGUGUGUGUGUGUCUCCUGCAAAGGACUGACAUCUUGUCCAGCACUGGAUUUCUGCUCUAUGUUGACUGCUUACCACAAUAGGCUUAGACUCCCCUGUGACCCUCUAUAGAAUAAAGCAGGUAUCAGAUAAUGAACGAAUGACCCAAUUAAUGUAUUAAUUUAUGAAGUAUGACAAUGAGAUCUGCUGCUGGCGAACAUGCUAAACUAUGUGCACUUGUACUAUAUUAAAUGUGUAUCAAAAUGUUUUUGAAAAUGUUUAUAUAUUAAACUACAAAACAUUACAGAUUAUUUCAAUGUACAGUUCCAAACUAUAAUGCUGCAAAGAUAGGGAACAUAAAGCAAUUUACAAAUAAGGAAUAUCUUUAAUGUCAAUUACGGAAAAGAAAUCAAAAUGAAAGGCAAUCAAGUAAAGUAAAUAAAUCAUUCCUGCACAGAGGGUCUGAAAAAGGACGUUAUUCAAGUUGGAUAAAGAUCUAUGUUUGUUCUACACCAAAAUCUUACUGGGUAUGUCGCACAGAUGAGAAGAGUGAACUGAGUGAAAUGGCAUAUCCUGUAAAAACAGCAUUGUCUCUUCUGAUUACACUAAAUGACAUUUUUAGUCACAAAUCAUCUCCACAUUGUCACUCUUAACUCAAAGUUUUUGAGUAAAUUGUUAAAAUGUCUGAUAACAAUCACACACAAUUGCAUGACUGGGAUGCAGAGGCCAGGUGAUAUGUAAUAUAUUUUCUGGCUGACUUUCUGUUAUAUGCAUUUUAUUGUGCAGAUAUAACUCUGUUAAUGAAAACACGGUGGGUGCUUGUAAUCAAAAACUAUAAGCCUACUAAUUUGACACAUUAUAAUCUUCAUCCUUGACACUUAUUAUAAUUAUUAUGAGAAUAAUACUUUGUAAUGAGUAAGUAUUGUGACAUAAGGUACAGACUAGAAGACAGAGAGGAAACGUAAGUGAUGCUGUGCAUAUAUUACUGACUCAUAAUGAAAAUGGAAAAGUAUUAUUAACCCCUUCAGACAUAAAUGUUCAUACAGAGACAAAAUUACUUUUGAAUUGUAAUUACACCUAAAAGAAACAUUACACUGAGUGAGCAGAGAGAAUACAUUACUUUAACUGCAUUGAUUUGCAUUUUUAAAAUUCUUAUUUGCUCUUCCUAAAUCUAAGAAAGUGACUGUCUGCAGUUUCCAGUGGCAUUUAAUGUAAUGUAAAUUCAUGCAAGAGUAAGUAGCAGAAUAUUUAGCUUCAUACUUGCAUUAAGUACAGAAUGAUUUUUUUCUUAGGAUCAUUCACUGUUUCAGAAAUCGUUUAGCACAAUUGUUUCCAAAAUAUUAAAAUACAGCAAAGUGAAUACACAAUAGAGAUAAGUAUCCCUUUAUAAUAACUGACUAGGCAGAUGAGUAAAGCAUACAUUUACAUGUAGAACUAUAGGUUACAUUGUGAAUAUGGAAAUGAAUUGGAAACUGAGUUGUUGAUGAACCUCUGUUUAUUGCUAGUUUAAGAAUGCAAGCUGUGUACCUUUUGGUAAACAUCCUGAGGUGUGGCAUAUGCAUAGAUAUUCAAGAAUGACACAGAUUUUUAAAAAUUGCAGAAAAGAUUGCAUUGUAAGAUCCUCAGCCACUGAAGCAUACCUGCAAGUGGUAACAGAGAUCCAUUGUUCCACUUAGCGACAACUCAGUCACUGGCCAGAAUAAGUGGGUUGCAGCAAAGUUCUGUUCUAUCCUCUUCCCAAGAUGUAUAUUCUCAGAUUAUACAUUUUGCUUCUCUGGAAAUUAACAAGACUAUAAAAAUGUAAUAGUAUAAUGUAUUUUUAAUACCCUUAUAUAAGUGAUAAUAUUCUUCAGAUGAUUGCUACAUUCUACUUCAAGAUGCGUAUGUAUUGAGCAAAAAGUAUUUAUUCCAAUUUAUAUUUUGCAGUGUUUAGUUAUUACUUAUUUCUUUAAAACAUGUUUUUUUUGCCUGGUUUGAUUUCUUAAGAUAAAUGAUUGUCUCAAGAUAGCAUGAUUAGCGCCAUUUUCUGUAUCUCUCUCUUUCAACCAUGCAGAAUAUAUCACAUGGUAAAUGAUGGUAUAACACUGUUCUCAGCUGAAACUAUGACUAGCCCAUAAAUAACAAAUUCUAUAGUACCUCUGCUUAGUAAAGAAAAGACCAAUUUGCUUUGGAGUCUUACCACUCAAGUCAUCAACAAAUGAAACCGUAUUCCCAAACACUUGAGUAGACAGGAUUUAGAGUCCAUAUUAUGUGUUGACCAAACCACACCUAACAACUUAUGGUUAUGUUUAGUUUUGCAGCUAUGUUUAGACUCAUUUAUCAUUCACAUUUAUACAAUUGGUGACACAAGGACUUUUAAAACACUGCUUACUAAGCUUUAUCUAAUUAUGUAUGAAAUACUUUGAAGAACUCCAGAAUUAGUCCUAGUUUAAUAUUACUUCUAGUAAGACUUUGGCCAGUCUAAGUAGGAAUACUGAGAUUUUGUCACAAGUGUAAGUACAGUAUUUUUAGAGACUUCUUGAAAAGGUCACUAUUUGGACCCAUCAUGCAUGUCAUUGCAUGUGAUGUUGCUCAUGGCUAUAUGUUACAGCAAUACUUCACCCAACAAUCACUUCACAACUUGCUGAUAAAUGAUGCACUACUCCCUUUUUGUUCCACUAGCCAAUGUUUAUUUGGCAGUGGAGAUGUAUGGAUUCUCCUGACUGAUAUUGUGCAUACUUCUCAUUCUGUAAAUAUUUUUGGAGACUGAUAUGGUUUUAGCACAUGUGUUAUGAACAGCUCCCAACUAAACACAGCCAGUGGUGUAGCAUCAUCUCCCUGUAAAUUUGUAAAGUCAAGAAAGUAAAAUUGUGUUUCAUGAAAGAAAAAGAUUAUUUAUUACACUGUGUGUCUGAAAACAAAAAAGUGGUGAGUUUAUUUGUAUAUGCCUUUUGUGCAUUGGCAUGAAAUGUAUACAUGUGAAAUCUAUGUAAAAUAAAUAUGUAAAGUUCAUAAAAA